Messenger RNA from Stegodyphus dumicola, 1429 nucleotides. RefSeq names its product dnaJ homolog subfamily C member 25 homolog. Gene Ontology annotation, biological process: protein folding. NCBI's taxonomy places the organism in Eukaryota, Metazoa, Arthropoda, Arachnida, Araneae, Eresidae. Gene Ontology annotation, cellular component: endoplasmic reticulum membrane. The record is from RefSeq and is a predicted model, not a curated record.
UUCUUUCCUCUCUCCCUCCUUUCCCUAGUUAAGACAAAAUUAAAUAUGUAUUCAGUUAUUUUAUCAACCCUUUUUUUGGCGUUGUUUUUUGAUUCUACAUUUGCUUUAAUAGACAGUUUAUACUGUGGCCAACAUGAUUGUUAUUCAGGUAUUGGCGGUGUUAUUUAUUGAAUACUUAUAUUUUCAGUUCUGGGCGUGACUCGAGAUGCAUCGAAGACUGAUAUUGGAAAGGUGUAUCGCCAGCUGGCAAAGAAGUACCAUCCAGACAUGCAUAAAAGUCCAGACAGUAAAAAGAAAGCAGCUGAAAAAUUUACCUUAAUCGCAACUGCGUAUGAGAUUCUAAAAGAUGAUGACUCAAGAAAGGAUUAUGAUUACAUGUUGGAUAAUCCAGACAAGGUGUAUGGGCAUUAUUAUCGCUAUUAUCGUCGGCAGAUGGCACCAAAAGUUGAUGCCCGAAUUGUGAUUGUUGUUACUAUUACUGUUAUUUCUGUACUACAGUAUCUAGGUGCAUGGUCCAGAUAUAAAUCUGCCAUCAAUCAUCUCAUAACUGUGCCAAAAUACAGACUGAAGGCACUGGAGAUAGCAAAGCAAGAAAAAUUGUUGGAAAUGAAUAAAAAACGGGAUAGGAGAUCAAAGGACCAAAUUAAAGAAGAAGCUGAAGCUGUCCUAAAAAAAAUAUUAGAAGAAAAAAUUGACAUAAGGGGAGGUUAUUCAAAACCAUCAGUAGCCGACAUACUUUGGAUACAGCUUAUCUGUCUUCCUUAUUCUAUAUUAAAAUAUAUUUAUUGGAACUUCAGAUGGUUCUGGAAAUUUGUCAUCCUCAAACAUGAAUAUGGUGAAGAAGAAAAACUAUUCUUAAUUAGAAAACAUCUCCAAUGUUCUUUGACGCAGUGGGAUGCUAUUCCUGAAGAAGAAAAAGAAGAGUGUUUGGAAUCAAAACUUUGGAUCAAAGAUAAUUUUGUGAAAUGGAAGCAGAAAAAAGAGGAAGAUAUGAAAACAAAACUUGCUGAAAGUGCACGGUAUAAAAGUUAUAGGAGAUACAUGAAAAAUCAUGGUCCUGGUCAGAUUACAUUGGAUGACUGAGUAGGGUAAAGAUGAGCUGAAAAUAUUGGAGUUGCUUUCUUUGAGGUGUUUAAAAAAAAAUCUCAAGAUCGUGAAUGUCUUCAAGCUCAAGUUUUCCAGAUUGUGAUUCCUUUAACCCUCUGGAUGUACAUAUAUUUAUGUAUAUUAUAAUAAGUGUAAAAUUGGCUGUGUUGUAUUAAAAGACUACCCAAAACAUUAUUAAGGAGCUUUUCCGUGACCUUUGUUUUUGAUAAUGUAUUAAGGUAUCCAGAAAAUUUGUUGCUGUCAGAAUAAUAAAAUCUACUGUGAGACUCUCUGUAAAUAUUUCAAAUAAAUUAUCUUCAGCUCUUAUCUUUUAUAAUUUAAA